Messenger RNA from Salarias fasciatus (jewelled blenny), 2134 nucleotides. Its product is annotated as RNA-binding protein with multiple splicing 2. The transcript is spliced from 8 exons. The record is from RefSeq and is a predicted model, not a curated record. Gene Ontology annotation, molecular function: protein homodimerization activity; RNA binding. Bases 221 to 1039 code for a protein of 272 amino acids. NCBI's taxonomy places the organism in Eukaryota, Metazoa, Chordata, Actinopteri, Blenniiformes, Blenniidae.
UUGUACUUCCUGCGCUCAGUCCCACAGCUGAGGGCAUUGAUGUGAGCGCAGAGGCUUUCCUGCUUUUUUACGCGCACUUCUUUCCCCCCAUCUCUCACCUUCACACACGGAGCACCAAUAUCCACCUUUUCUUCACCUUUUUUUUUUUCUUUUAGUGCGCGUCUGUUAUUUCCUUCAUUAUUUUUCGGCCCCCUCCUCUCUUCUUCUCCCCUUUUUAUGAAUGAUUCUCUCUCGCAGUAUUCCCUCCCAACUCUCCGCGGAUACCUCGCCGUCCUCGUCCGACGCACGACCUCACCUCGGCACCUCUUCUCUCCUCAAGUUCAAACGCCACCAGGACUUUCACGGCAGCUUCAGACGCGCUUGGGGGAAAUACGACGCGGCGAAGAAGAGCCUGAUUCUGUGCGCAGCCGAAGCCACCGUCACCAUGAGCCUGAAAGCGGACGCGGAGCCCAACAACAACGUCUCCAUCGAGGAGGAGGUACGAACUCUGUUUGUCAGCGGCCUCCCGGUCGACAUCAAACCACGAGAACUUUACCUCCUCUUCAGACCUUUUAAGGGUUAUGAAGGGUCACUGAUUAAGUUAACAUCAAAACAGCCUGUCGGGUUUGUAACCUUUGACAGUCGCUCUGGAGCUGAAGCUGCAAAAAAUGCACUGAAUGGUAUCCGUUUUGACCCCGAAAGCCCCCAGACCCUGCGCUUAGAGUUUGCUAAAGCCAACACGAAGAUGGCAAAGAGUAAGCUGAUGGCCACACCGAACCCCACAAAUAUCCACCCUGCUCUAGGAGCUCACUUCAUUGCACGGGACCCAUAUGAUCUGACCGGGGCGGCACUGAUCCCGGCGUCGCCGGACGCCUGGACCCCUUACCCCCUGUACACCACCGAGCUGACUCCAGGCCUCCCGCACGCAGCCUUCACUUACCCGGCGGCCGCUGCCGCCGCCGCAGCCCUCCACGCCCAGGUGAGGGACCAACCGAUGCGCUGGUACCCUACUCCCUCUGAGACUUCCCAGCCUGGAUGGAAGUCCCGGCAGUUUUGUUAGAUAUUUAGCCUCUGGAAACCACACCUUUGUCCAGCUGAAGGGAGGUUUGCCAAGCUCUUCAUUAAUUUAAUCAGGUUUAUUUAAUGGACAAAUGUGCAUUACUAUAAACAAACAGUAUUUAUAUCUCCUCCCGAUUGUCUCUGGGGGGAGUCUGAGUUAUGGAACCAUAUUGCUGUCGACAAUCUGAGCUUAUCCUUGGCAACUUAUUGCGGUACCAUCAUAGCGCUCAAAAAAAAGGAAAAAAAAAAAACAAACGCCCUAUUCAAACUACAUGGAUCUUAUUUGCUGAAGGAUAACUGAGGCAUUGGAGUUACCGUUGUUAAGCUAGUCCUUCCACGGCCUGCCGCCGCGCCGGGGAGGUUUAGAAGAGUCGUUGCAUGUUAAAGUUGUCUUGGCAUGAAUUUAGAACGCAGAGUUCUGUGUAUCCUAAUUUUCUUAGUGUUUGUGUUGCCUCUUUACCUUGGCCUAGACAGCGAAAUGUUUUGUUUUCCUGUAGAACCUCGGUCUUACCUCUGUGGAAGCUAGGCUGUUGUGUAAAUGGCUUAUCUCGCAUGGACCUUGUGAAUGCAUCCCUUCGUUCUGACAAUCCCAGUCCUGAUGAUCAUAUCAAUGUCUGUCAAAGUACAAAUAUUUUUGGACUUUUUUUUUGCGUAAUGUAUAUUUAUGCAUUUUUGUGCAACUAAAUAAUGAAACUGUAUAAGUUGGAUGUUUAGUCGUCUCUUGUGUUUUUGGUGUUUUGUUUUUUUUUUGAUCUAUAAUCCUGUUGAAAUAGUUUCAAAGAAAAAAAGUGCAAUUUGUUUAAAGGGGAAGUGGGUAUUUGUCGAACAGGAGUAUUCUGAAGGUGGCGUGUGCCAUUCUGCUAAAAUGAGAUUGCUGUAAAAGGAUCUUUUCAGAAUGUGAAACUGGACUACAAACGUAAAGGGUAGCUUUUUUUGGGGGGCCAUUUUGAAAUGGGAAGCAGGAUUUAGACUGAUGGAGGAAUUUAGUUUGUGGUUUAGAACAUGUUUGUCUUUGUAUCUGCUGUGCAUAAGAUGUAAAAAAAACAAAACAAACAAAAGUAAUAAUUCAUCUUAUGAAUAAAAAGAAGUGAAUGCA